Molecule: messenger RNA, 879 nt
Organism: Spodoptera littoralis (African cotton leafworm)
Lineage: Eukaryota; Metazoa; Arthropoda; Insecta; Lepidoptera; Noctuidae
Source: the annotation of a GenBank genome assembly
AUGAAUCGUUCGUUGUUCGUAGUCUUCGCGCUCGCCGCCCUCACCGUCAUCAUCACCGCCGAUGACCCACCGCGACCUCGGCUCAUAGACUUUAACCCUUGGGCAUGGCUACCCUCAAAUCGAAACAGAUCACCCUCAAUUAUGGAUUAUUUCUUCCCCCCAUCCCGAACACCUAAACAGUCAAACCUUGACCCUCCCGCUGACCGUACACCCCCUGAGACUACAUCUCACACGAUCGAAAAUACUCCAGCACCGACCACACUCGAAGAUCGCUCUACCACUUACGCGAAAAAAAUAUCCACUAAAACAAAAUCAACCGCACCCGUGACAAACCCGACCGCUACCACGGCGCCCAAAACGAAAAAAUCCACCCGUAAGCCUAUCACGGUUACAACGACCGAGAUAAGAACUACGCAAACUAAAACCGAGGCUCCCGCGUCGACUACGAAAGAUGCGACCGUGACUACGUACAAGGCGCCGACCAAACAUUACACGAUCCGUCCGGUUGUGCGAACUACGGAAACCCCUACGGUUCAAGAUACGGAAACUACGCUGAAUAGUGACAGUACGGAGACUGUGUCUGAUUUUGAAACUGCUGGAACAACGGUCGACGGGCCGAAAGACACAGCUCCGACGCUGAGCACGGCUGAAGAGUCCCGGUCUACGGACGCUGGUACCGCGAGUACAGCUACCGUGGAGUCCACCACACCGACCGACAGCACGGAGCCAGCCGACAGCCGCGAGGGAUACCUUCCACUCCGUGACAAACCUCAACAGACCCACGUUAAGAUCAACGAGCAGACCAAGAAAGAGAAACCCGAUGAAGUGCAUUACGAUUGUAAAAAAGAGAACAAGAACACAUUGUGUUACGCCCUGUGA